Messenger RNA from Fundulus heteroclitus (mummichog), 1447 nucleotides. Its product is annotated as basic proline-rich protein-like. The transcript has a single exon. The annotation marks the transcript as partial. The record is from RefSeq and is a predicted model, not a curated record. NCBI's taxonomy places the organism in Eukaryota, Metazoa, Chordata, Actinopteri, Cyprinodontiformes, Fundulidae.
UGCCUCAUCAGGAACCAAACCUGCCUCAUCAGGAACCUCACCUGUCCCAUCAGGAACCUCACCUGUCUCAUCAGGAACCUCACCUGUCUCAUCGGGAACCUCACCUGUCCCAUCAGGAACCUCACCUGCCUCAUCAGGAACCUCACCUGUCCCAUCAGGAACCUCACCUGUCCCAUCAGGAACCUCACCUGCCUCAUCAGGAACCUCACCUGCCCCAUCAGGAACCUCACCUGUCCCAUCAGGAACCUCACCUGCCUCAUCAGGAACCUCACCUGUCUCAUCAGGAACCUCACCUGUCCCAUCAGGAACCUCACCUGCCUCAUCAGAACCUCACCUGUUCCAUCAGGAACUUCACCUGUCCCAUCAGGAACCUCACCUGUCCCAUCGGGAACCUCACCUGCCCCAUCGGGAACCUCACCUGUCCCAUCGGGAACCUCACCUGUCCCAUCAGGAACCUCACCUGCCUCAUCAGGAACCUCACCUGUUCCAUCAGGAACCUCACCUGCCCCAUCAGGAACCUCACCUGUUCCAUCAGGAACCUCACCUGCCCUAUCAGGAACCUCACCUGUUCCAUCAGGAACCUCACCUGUUCCAUCAGGAACCUCACCUGCCUCAUCAGGAACCUCACCUGUCCCAUCGGGAACCUCACCUGCCUCAUCAGGAACCUCACCUGUUCCAUCAGGAACCUCACCUGCCCCAUCAGGAACCUCACCUGUUCCAUCAGGAACCUCACCUGCCCCAUCAGGAACCUCACCUGCCUCAUCAGGAACCUCACCUGUUCCAUCAGGAACCUCACCUGCCCCAUCAGGAACCUCACCUGUUCCAUCAGGAACCUCACCUGUUCCAUCGGGAACCUCACCUGCCCCAUCGGGAACCUCACCUGCCUCAUCAGGAACCUCACCUGUUCCAUCAGGAACCUCACCUGCCCCAUCAGGAACCUCACCUGUUCCAUCAGGAACCUCACCUGCCCCAUCAGGAACCUCACCUGUUCCAUCAGGAACCUCACCUGUUCCAUCGGGAACUUCACCUGUCCCAUCGGGAACCUCACCUGCCUCAUCAGGAACCUCACCUGCCUCAUCAGGAACCUCACCUGCCCCAUCAGGAACCUCACCUGUCCCAUCAGGAACCUCACCUGUCCCAUCAGGAACCUCACCUGUUCCAUCGGGAACCUCACCUGUUCCAUCGGGAACCUCACCUGCCUCAUCAGGAACCUCACCUGUCUCAUCAGGAACCUCACCUGUCCCAUCAGGAACCUCACCUGCCCCAUCAGGAACCUCACCUGUCCCAUCAGGAACCUCACCUGCCCCAUCAGGAACCUCACCUGUCCCAUCAGGAACCUCACCUGCCCCAUCAGGAACGUUUUUAGAACCGGAUCAGAACCAAAACCUAAUGGGAGGAGUCGGCUGCAAACUGGCGAGUGUUUGAUGGGAUGUUUUUUCUUACCUGU